UAAAAUGACAGCUAGGGGGGGAGAUGUGUUUGGUGUAAAACCGGGGUAACGCGUGCGGGGGGAGGGGGUGCAAGUUCCUGUUUCUUUUGGAACAAAGAGAACUCUGUCUCGGCAUCUGUCACUCAGGGCAAGAGACACCGAAGGAAACUUUUUGUGUGCGCCUUCCUCAGUCCGCUCUUCGCCGCCAGUCCUUGGGGGCCCGGGAACCCUUUUAUCCGGGAGGGGAAGGUCUCGGCCAACCCCCAGCCUUACCCCUUGGUCCCUCCAUGGAAGGGCUUCGGAGGAGGAGAGUCGGGGGUUUGAACCAAGACAAAUCUGCCAACAGUUCCACAAUGUCUGACAGUGACUUUGGGGAAGAUGAUGGGAGCAUUUCUCAGGACCCAUCCCAGCCUGGCAAGAGGAAACGAAGGGGCAAUCUCCCCAAAGAGUCUGUCAAGAUUCUGCGGGAAUGGCUGUACGAACACCGGUUCAACGCAUACCCUUCGGAGCAAGAGAAACUCAGUCUUUCAGGGCAAACAAGCCUCUCUGUUCUACAAAUCUGCAAUUGGUUCAUCAAUGCCAGGCGCAGACUUCUCCCUGAUAUGCUGCUAAAGGAUGGCAAAGACCCAAACCAGUUCACUAUUUCUCGCCGAGGCACCAAAGCCAGUGAUGUGGCACUUUCCCGUGGAGCGGCUGCAGGUUCUGGACUCUUGAUGGUGCCUCCUGCUGCUGCAGCCACUACAUCCAAGGUGCUCUCCAUGUCUGUGUGCCCCCCUGUGAUCUGCCAGACUGCUCGGCCUUUGGCUGGCAAUUUGACUGUGAUGACCAGUGACCUGGAGAAACGGCCCAUGCUCCAGCGGGUUGAGCUGGAAUCCCAUCCCAAGCAAUCACAGAUGAGUGCAACAGGCAACACGCUGGCUCUUCUCACCCGGGCAGAUGCAGCCAGUCCCACCAGCGGACUCUUCAACACACCCCCUCCAACACCACCUGAGCUCUUUGGAGAGGACUUCAGCAGCUUCCAGUUGCUGGUAGAAGUGGCUCUGCAAAGGGCAGCUGAGCUUGACUCACAGAAGCUGAGUGGGCAGCUGCCUCCAUCACCACAGAGAGAAUCUUCUCCUGCUCUUUCCAGAAAAAACAAGUAGCUUCCUGCAGCCUCUGGUUUCCUCUCGGAGGCAGUCAUUUCUUUUUUCCAGGAUUUUUUUUCUGUUGGCCUUUGCAGCAAGAGCUCCCCUGUUAGAAGUUAAUGCUGUGAUACAGUUUCUUCUCAACCAGGAACCAUAAUGGUGGAAGCCUCCAUUGUUUUGGCUUUAUGCUGCCAGCUCACCUUGGAAACAAGGCACCCCCAACUUUAUCUAAACACACUCUUCCCUCAAAGGAGGGCACACUACAUCAUCCUUUGUGUUAGCAUCAUGCUAUGGAGCCAGUCAGCAUCUCUCUUAAGCCACCUGGAGGAGGUUGUCUGCUCAGGGGUUCUUGACUCCAGGCCGCUCUUGAAAGGACCCAAAACUUGAACAUCUUCUGAGAAGAUGUAGUUGCUGGUUGAUACUUUUAUGACACUUGACUCUUUUUUAAAAAAAUACUGUGGAGGAUUUAGGCAGUAGUUUGGACUUACUUCCCCUCCCCUCCCCCCAAAUUUUCAAAGCUCACUGACAUGGACUAGGACAAGAAAGAUGUCCAAGGCAAUUUAUCAAAAACAAAUACUUUUUUUUUUCCUUUUGGUAACUGAAGACAAGCAAAAAGUGAUUUCAACACCCUUGGCUUUCUGAUGUAUUUUUAAUUUUCUUGGAGGGGGCAGGGAAAUGCCCCCCACCCUUUUUUUAAGUUGUACCAUGUUGUAGCAUAUUGUUGAUCUGGUGUGAAUAAGUGGCUGGUCCUUGCAUCACACCUGAUGGGAGUCUCCCAUAAUGAACAAAUGAACUGGCAGCCUUUAAAGUUUGUGGCAUUCUUCUUUCUGUUGGGCAGGAGGACCAAUUGAGCAUCACCUUGUGAAUACUGGUGCCAGUAAAAGAAACAAAAAUAUAUGGUGCUGUUGGACGAUCUACUUUAGGUGCUGGCAGAAAUUUAGCUGGUUUUGUGACACAGUGUGUGUUCUUCUGCCUACUCUUUCUUACAUUUGUCCUGAUAAGUACAGUGAUAGAAGAGAGAGAGGACUAUGCCGGCAGAAGGCUAGCCGUAAGCCGUGGAGAGGGCAUUUCAAAGGUGUGGAGGAGUAAGAAACUAAAACAAAAUUUUCGACUGUGAAGUUGCUUUAAACAGUGCUUUCUCCUUUUUAAUUUUGGACAUGAACUGUAUUUCUGUGUGACUUUGGAAAUCUUACAGCAUCUCUUAUGGAUGUGCUGACAAAACUACCUAUACAAACAAACAAGGGCGCAUUCUGACUUGGGUAUUUUUGUAUCCUUGCUUUCAUCAUGCUGAAUGUAGUUGCUCCUUUGCUGAUGGAGCAAGGGUGCCCUCUCAUGGCCAAGAAGGGAAGUCAAGCAGAGUCAGGGCUUCCAUUCCGCACGCUAUUCUAUCACUCCCAUGUGUGAUGUUCAUGUGUCCCGUAUAUCUGUAGCCUUGAUGGACCCAAUAAUAGUUUAUUGUUGAAAAUUAGAGAAAAGGGGUACACCUUGGAUUUAGGUGGAGGGAAACCAAGGCUUGUCUGUUGAUCAAUUAGAAUGCAGAUCUUUCAUUGAGUUAUAUCCUCUUUUGUCCUGAGAUCAAGACCUUGCAAAAGAAUGGCGUACCCUGGGUGAUAGGAUCAUCCGCCUCUUUUUGAAUAGUGCUGUUUCACUGUAAAUGUAAGUUAAAUAGUGAUCUAUUAUAUACACCUAUAUAUCUAUCUUGAGAAACACUAAUUUUAGAGGGUGUUAGCCUAAUUAUUAUGUUGCAUGAAUAGUAAAGAUAAAGCCCAGCAGAACACAACCUUUCUCAGAUAUCUUUGAACCAGGCAUAGAAGCCGGUGGUUGAUUUCAUGGGAGAUUUUGGGAGGAGAGUAAAUGGUUUGUAGGACAACUGGAACCCAAGUGGGAGGCCUUAUGGCUUUUACCAAUGUUGAGAGUGCCUUCCCCCUCAACCUUCCCCCUCCCCCCAGAAAGUGCAACUAAGAUAAGUGAAACCCACAAUUGCUGCUGGACAUAGUCUUGUCCAUUCCCUUCUCUUUUUGGUGCUCUUUGACCAUCAGUCCCAUGUCAUUGAUGGGACGUAGUGAACUGUGUCUAGAGAGCUGCCAUUUCAAUCCAAAGUUGUCUUUAAAAUAACCCAAAGGUGGUUUUUUCCUCUGUUAAAAAACCCACAGAGCUGCCUUGAAAAGAGCUUAAGCUGUUCAUUUAUUGCUAUUUUGUUUGAGGGCAUUUAUCAGUCUUGUGUCCAGUUCUCAUCCUUAUUGAAUUCUGGAUGGUGAACGUAUCGGUCCUUUGAUCUUUUUUUCAAACCCUUUUAAAAGGAAACCACUAAGGUUUCAUAGAAUGUGACAGCAAGAUUUCAUUUGAUUAUUCUGAUUGUUUGGAAUUGGGCAUUAUUUCAGUGUACUAUUGAAAUGGAAAUUCCUUGAACAGCUGAGCCCCAGGUCCCUCUUAAAUAUACCUUCGGCUAGUAACCUACUUGACUUUAAUGGUACAUACAUCACUGAUUUCCUUUAGAAUGGGACCAGUGUGAUUAAGUAAUACACAGGAUAUCUAAUGGGCUGUAGAAAGUGCCUAAGCAGAUCUGAAACUUUAGCAUAAAAGAAAAUUUAAAAAUCCAGUUCCUGCAAUGCGCUGCUCUUGCUAUACUGCUGUACUUUGUCCUAAUGAUGCAAAGAUAUUGUUUCAGGUGGGAUGGGGACUUUGCAAGAGAGAAAAUAUUCUUUUGUCUGAAGUUUAUGGAGCAGAACUACUGUAAAUAACUUUUGGAUUUUUUUAAUCAAUAAAGUUUUUUAAAAAAAAGA
This is a messenger RNA of Python bivittatus (Burmese python), 3886 nucleotides long. It is a transcript of the gene TGIF2, whose product is annotated as TGFB induced factor homeobox 2. Gene Ontology annotation, biological process: regulation of DNA-templated transcription. The record is from RefSeq and is a predicted model, not a curated record. NCBI's taxonomy places the organism in Eukaryota, Metazoa, Chordata, Lepidosauria, Squamata, Pythonidae. Gene Ontology annotation, molecular function: DNA binding.